UUCACGUAAUAAUGAGAUUGUGUGUGUGGCGAACUACUCACGUUCAAAGUGUUUGAAGUGAGUAAAGUGACUUAAGUGAAACAGAGUGGUCGGUGCUAUAUGAGACGGCGGCGGUAUCGGAUAUCAGGUGGUAUGGAGGUGAUGCUCUCAACUGGGAGCCGCAUUUUCGUGGCAUUUAUUGCGACGGCCUUCUGGGGAAUGGGUGUUCGAGGUCUCCACAACCUAGAGAUCAACGUGCCAAGUGCUGUGCUGGUUGGAGAGACGGUGACCCUCGAAUGCACUUGGCAGCUGGAAGACGAAGAGGCUCUCUACAGUGUCAAAUGGUACCGGGGAAGAGAGGAAUUCUACAGAUACAUACCCAAGGAGCUGCCACAUACCAGGGUAUUUCCACUGCCAGGAAUUGAAGUUGAUAUAUCACGUUCAGGCGCGAGGCGCGUUGUCCUUCAGGAGGCGACACCUGCGAUGGCGGGCCGAUUUCGCUGCGAAGUGUCCGCCGAUGCACCCACCUUCCACACUGAGAUACGAUCUGCACCACUAGAAGUUGUUGAGCCUCCAGAAUGGGCCCCGAAGCUUGUGUCAGACCGAUCGUGGUACGGCGUCGGUUCAACCCUACGAGCUACUUGCGCCUCCCCGCUUGCUCAGCCCCCAGUCAAUCUCACAUUCGCCCUCAACGGCCACGAGAUCGACAUGGAAUCAUUCCUGCAUGAAUUACCAGCUUGGUUCAAAUGGGAUCCGCCCCCGAAAAGUGAAACGACAACCACAGAGCAGCCCGAAGACGAAAUCAAUUUUAACAUAUUCCACGACGAGAGCAAUAUUCAAUAUUUGGACGAGUCUUAUAUAAACCUUCACAAAGAGGAAAUCAGACGGCCUCCUAAGGAGGAUAUGAAACCAGUAUUCGAGAGGUUGGGACCCGAUAAUAGGCUGCCGUCAGUAGGCGAAGUUUUAUUUGUCGUCCGCCACGAGGCGUUUGAGAGAGGCAGCCUGAGGCUGACCUGCAUAGCAAGUAUUUACAACUUGUAUGCGGCACGCGCAGAACUAAUUUUCGAUAUGGAGCAGCCAGAAGUUGCUUCGGUGUUGGGCGUUCGUAAUUGUGCCAUAGGUACAUCUAUAUUUUGGCGGCUUUCAUCUCUUAUACCAAUAAUUUGGUUAACGAUUCGGUAGUUUAUUGUGUGGUUUGAUUUAAAUUUAGUGAAAAAUACUCCAGUUAAGGUUAUUUAGGUUGUCUUUCUAUCAGAAAUGUGUGGGGACGAUCACGGACAGAUGUAUGGGAAACCAAUUAGUCCCUGGCGACGCAUCCAUUCACUUUCAUCCCCUAUACAAGCGGAGCUUGAAAUCGAUUUGUCCGUUAGGUUUUGUUCAAAAAAAAGAUAAUUCUGGAACAUUUUAUAAAACCGAUCUUUGACCAAUUACUUGCACCUGUAUACGAAAAGAAGAACUAAUUGAACUCCUCGCCAAUGCUGCUAAGUGUGAGAUCGAAAUCGAACGGUCAAUCAACUCCAUCAACGGUGAUACAAAAGAACCACUAAUUAGACGUUCCCCGAUGGCGUUCCCAAAUAAAGAUAACUUUGUACGAACAGAACUGCUAUUACUGAUUUUGUUUGUAAAAUUUAUCCGUGUUGGUAUGGAAAAUUAACUGGUUUUCAUGUCUUGGCCAAAAGGCACCCUUGGUGAAGUGCGACGCUCAUUGUACAAAUUCAUGUAACAUAUCCAUAUUUUAUUGUGUUGAUUUGUAAAUGUUUGCGUUAUUGUCAAACAGUAAUUCCUAGCGGGUUAAGAGCCGGAACCACCUGGAU
Messenger RNA from Pararge aegeria (speckled wood butterfly), 1793 nucleotides. RefSeq lists its product as uncharacterized. The coding region runs from base 100 to 1161 and encodes 353 amino acids. The record is from RefSeq and is a predicted model, not a curated record. The transcript is spliced from 6 exons. Lineage: Eukaryota; Metazoa; Arthropoda; Insecta; Lepidoptera; Nymphalidae.